UCGAGUUCUCCGCUAGAGCAUCAUCCAAGGGCAGGCGCUGCGGCACUCGUGCCUGGGUGCUCCCUGCCACUGAGUGGGCCGGCUCUGAGCCGCCUGAAAGGCCGGAGGCCCGGACUCACGGCCCCUCCUGCCCUCCUCGCUUCUCCCCGUCAGCAAAGCCAGCCCAAGGGCCCGGGGGAGAAGCCCCCUCGCAGCAAGAAGGCCAAGGAGCUGAAGCCCAAAGUGAAGAAGCUCAAGUACCACCAGUACAUCCCCCCCGACCAGAAGCAGGACAAGGGGGCGCCCCCCAUGGACUCCUCCUACGCCAAGAUCCUGCAGCAGCAGCAGCUCUUCCUCCAGCUCCAGAUCCUCAACCAGCAGCAGCAGCAGCACUACAACUACCAGACCAUCCUGCCCGCCCCCCCCAAGCCUGCAGGGGAGCCCCAGGGGGGCAGCAGCCCCUCGUCCUUGCGCGCUCUCCCCGCCGCCGCCCUGGGCGGCUCAGCCUCCUGCCCUCCCGGGCCCAACAGCCUGGGGCGCCAGAACUCUGUGAGCGGCAAGCUGGGCCCGCUGCCCUCCAACCUGGAUGACAUGAAGGUGGCCGAGCUGAAGCAGGAGCUGAAGCUGAGGGCGCUGCCCGUCUCGGGCACCAAGACGGAUCUGAUCGAGCGCCUGCGAGCCUACCAGGAGCACGCGGGGGCCCCGGGCCCCGCCACCGGCCCCCCCAAGCCCGGGGCCACCCCCAUCCUGGCCAAGGCGGGGGAGGUGGUGGUAGCCUUCCCGGCGGCCAGGCUGAGCGCGGGGCCCGCCCUGAUGGCCGCCGGCCUGGCCCCCGCCGAAGUGGUCGUGGCCACGGUGACCAGCAACGGCGUCGUGAAGUUCGGCAGCACCGGCUCGACGCCCCCCGUGUCCCCCACGCCGUCCGAGCGCUCCCUGCUCAGCACCGGCGACGAGAACUCCACGGGCGGCGGCGGGGGCGCGGGCGACGCCUUCGGGGAGAUGGUGACGUCGCCCCUGACGCAGCUGACGCUGCAGGCGUCCCCCGUGCACAUCCUGGUGAAGGAGGAGCGGCCGGCGGCGGCCCGGCCCGAGGGCCGCGACAAGGACCAGAUGCUGCUGGAGAAGGACAAGCAGAUCCAGGAGCUGACGCGCAUGCUCAGGCAGAAGCAGCAGCUGGUGGAGAUGCUGCGGCUGCAGCUGGAGCAGGAGAAGCGCGCCCAGCACGGCCAGCAGGUGGCGCCGCGGCCGCAGGUGAAGCGCGAGGGCGGCCCCUCCGGCUGCCGCCUGGCUGACACCCCCGAC
Gracilinanus agilis (Agile Gracile Mouse Opossum) is the source of this 1281-nucleotide messenger RNA. RefSeq names its product myocardin-related transcription factor A-like. The annotation marks the transcript as partial. The transcript is spliced from 3 exons. The record is from RefSeq and is a predicted model, not a curated record. NCBI's taxonomy places the organism in Eukaryota, Metazoa, Chordata, Mammalia, Didelphimorphia, Didelphidae. Gene Ontology annotation, biological process: smooth muscle cell differentiation.